AUGAACAGCAAAGUAGAAAGGAAGGAGAGCAGGAGGAAGGUGAGAAGAGUGAAGAGUGAGGGAGAGAAUGAAGAAAACACCUGGCUGGCAACAAAGCUAGCUGGGAAAAUGAAUGAAGAAGGGCCACGGGUGCUGGUGACAUCCCACUCAGAUGGUGUGGCUGGCACGUGCAAGGGCCACCAGGAAGAGGCAAAUUUUUCAAUUAGGAUGCUGAUGUCCCUGAUAGGGCUGAACCACCUUGGCAAGGUAGGCAAAGGACGGACAAUCAUAUUUCUUCUGCUGCCACUCGUCCAUGUGGUGAACAAAGUGCAGACAAUUAAGUGCACUGGAACGGAUCCUGUGGAUAUUCCUCAUGAAUGGUACAAGCCUGGAGAAAUUCUCAUUGGUGAAAUUGUAACUCUUAUUCACUACAUAAUACCCACAUUACAAUUCAAAGAACACCCUUCUCGGGAGACAAAUAUUUUUCCAGGUUUAGUGCUAAAGCAUUACCAGCACGUCCUGGCUUUGGCAUUUGCCAUCAAUGAGAUCAAUGAGACGCCUAGUAUCUUGCCCAAUAUCACGCUGGGCUUCCACAUCUAUGACAGCUAUGGGAAUGAACAAAUGACCUAUCGUAGCACUCUGGACUUGCUCUUCAAAUCACGUGGCUUUCUACCCAACUACCACUGUGGCAUCCAGAAAAAUGUCAUCGGGGUCAUUGGUGGGCUGAACUCUGAUAUCUCCUUGCGAAUGGCAGAGAUCCUAGGUCUCUACAAACUUCCACAGAUUUCAUACGGCUCAGUGGAAUCAACCACAAGUAAUGGAGUCCACCUCUCUUCUUUUUACCACAUGGUUCCCGAUGAAUCCCUUCAGUACCUGGGCAUUGUCCUGUUACUUAGGCAUUUCAGAUGGAAAUGGGUAGGGAUCAUCACUCAGGAUGGCGAUGUUGGGCAGCAUUUCUCAGAAGCUUUGGAGGUAGAACUUUCCCAAAAUGGAAUGUGUUCAGCCUUCACAGACAAAGGUAAAAAAAUGGCCAUUUUUGAUAGUUUUAAUGAAUUUUUCAAUAAUUUUAUAUCUGCUAUUCCAGCUUUCAUGGACAGUAAAGCCAAUGCAAAUAUCAUUUAUGGAGAAAGUGCAUUUAUAUGGUUGGCAGUCAUGUUGCACGUUAAAAAAUGGAUACCUCUAGAAGGUACGUUCUCUCUGGAGGAGAUGUGUGCCCAAAAGGUAUGGAUUACAACAGCCCAAAUCGAUUUCACUUUAACCGUCUAUUUAAAGGAUUUUGAUAUACAGACAUUGCAGGGUGCUAUUUCCUUCUCAUUUCACUCAAAGGAGCUCCCCGGAUUCCAAAAAUAUCUUCAGAUGAUAAAGCCAUUAUGGGCAAAAGGAGAUGGUUUCAUCAAGGAAUUCUGGGAACAAGCGUUUGACUGCUCAAUGGCAAAUUCCAAUGUGCCAGAAGACAUGGAUGGCACAUGUACUGGCGAGGAGAGGCUGGAGGACCUUCCUGGGCAUUUAUUUGAAAUGAGGAUGACUGGUCGCAGCUACAAUAUCUAUAAUGCAGUCUAUGCUUUUGCACAUGCCUUACACAGCAUGUCCCAAUCUAGACCCAGAUCCAGACAAAUGGAGGACAGAGGAAAAUUGGGUGCUCUGAUUGUGGAAGCCUGGCAGCUCCAUUCACUGAUUCAGAGGAUCUCAUUCAACAAUACUGCUGGAGAAGAAAUUAUAUUUAACAGAAAUGGAGAAAUAGCAGCUGGAUUUGAUAUUUCAAACUUGAUCACUUUCCCAAAUAACUCCUAUAUCAGAGUCAAAAUUGGGAAACUGGAUCCUCAGGAUCCUCCAGACAAAAUGCUCACCAUUCAUGAUGAGAAGAUCCAGUGGCAAAGUGCAUUCACACAGCUGCCUCCCCUCUCUCUUUGUAAUGCCAUCUGCUCUCCUGGAUUCAGCAGCAGGAAGAAGGAAGAGGAGAAAUUUUGCUGCUAUGAUUGUGUUCCUUGUCCAGAAGGGAUGAUUUCAGAACAGGAGGACAUGGACUCUUGUAUGACCUGCCCGAAGGACCACUUUCCGAACAAAGGACAAUACCAAUGCAUUCCGAAGAUUCCAAACUUCCUCUCUUUUCAAGAACCAUUGGGCAUCAUUUUAGCUUUUGUGGCUAUUUUCUUUUCUGCAAUCACAGCUCUGAUGCUGGGAAUCUUCAUUAAGCAUCAAGACACUCCCAUAGUCAGAGCCAACAACCGGAGUCUCACCUACCUUCUCCUCAUUUCUCUCCUCCUUUGCUUCCUCUGCUCCUUGCUCUUCAUUGGGAAGCCUAAACCCAUCACCUGCCUCCUCCGACACACAGCUUUUGGCAUCAUCUUCUCCAUUGCCAUUUCUUCUGUUUUGGCCAAGACCAUCACAGUGGUCGUGGCUUUCAUGGCUUACAAGCCAGGCAGCAUUUUCCGGAAAUGGGUAGGGAAAAGAUUGGCCUAUUGGACUGUCAUUUCUUGUUCCCUUGUUCAAGUUGGCAUUUGUGCUGUUUGGUUGGGCACUACUCCCCCAUUCCCAGAUCUGGACAUGCACUCCCUGUCUGGAGAAAUCAUAGUGACAUGCAAUGAAGGAUCAGUUACCAUGUUUUACUGUGUUCUGGGCUACAUGGGAUUUCUGGCCAUUGUCAGCUUCACGGUGGCUUUCCUGGCCAGGAAAUUACCGGACAGUUUUAAUGAAGCCAAGUUCAUCACCUUCAGCAUGUUGGUCUUUUGCAGUGUUUGGCUGUCCUUUGUUCCAACUUACCUUAGCACAAGAGGGAAAUACAUGGUGGUUGUGGAGGUCUUCUCCAUCUUGGCUUCCAGUACUGGGUUACUGGGGUGCAUCUUUUCCCCGAAAUGUUACAUCAUUGUGUUGAGACCUGAUUUGAACAAAAGGGAGCAUCUAAAAAUGAAAAGGGGGGGAAAAACCCAACACAUUCAAGUAUGA
Messenger RNA from Hemicordylus capensis (graceful crag lizard), 2922 nucleotides. Its product is annotated as vomeronasal type-2 receptor 26-like. Gene Ontology annotation, cellular component: membrane. The record is from RefSeq and is a predicted model, not a curated record. The coding region runs from base 1 to 2922 and encodes 973 amino acids. Gene Ontology annotation, molecular function: G protein-coupled receptor activity. NCBI's taxonomy places the organism in Eukaryota, Metazoa, Chordata, Lepidosauria, Squamata, Cordylidae. The transcript has 8 exons. Gene Ontology annotation, biological process: G protein-coupled receptor signaling pathway.